GAAUGCCAACCCUACUACUGGGCGCCCAGCGGACAGGCCUCGUCGCAGUUCCCGACCAACUGGCAGCCCGCGCAGAUCGUAAACGGCGACCAGGAUGCGGAAAAUCUCUGGAACAGCAUCCAGUCGGUGGUUCCGUCGGACGUGGAGGUCAAGGGCACCCAGCCCGCGUCGCUCAUGGGCGACUUCUCGGGGUACAACUACGCGUCGGACGACCCGGACUGCUGGUGGACGUACAGCAAGUGCGACACGCCCAAGCACCAGGGCAUCCCAGCCGAUAUCAUCACCGUGCCCGAGCCCGAUACGCUCGGCUAUGGUUUCGACGACGGCCCGAACUGCUCACAUAACGCGUUCUACGACUUCCUCGAGUCCAAGAACCAGAAAGCCACGAUGUUCUAUAUCGGUAGCAACGUGCAAAACUGGCCGCUUCAGGCUCAGCGGGCCGUGACGGAUGGCCAUCAGAUCUGUGUCCACACAUGGUCGCACCGAUACAUGACUUCUCUCACGAGUGAAGAGGUCUUUGCUGAGUUCUACUACACUAAGAAGAUGAUCAACCUCGUAACUGGUGUCACCCCGCUUUGCUGGCGUCCCCCGUACGGCGAUGUCGAUGACCGCGUGCGCGCGAUCGCCAACGCGCUCAACCUGUCGACGAUCGUCUGGCAAUCGGACUCGUUCGACUGGGAAGCGGGCACGGACGGCUACACAGACCAGAUGGUGUACGACAACUACGACACGCUGAUCGCGCAAGCGCAGAACGGCACGUUCAGCAGCCAGGGCACGAUCAUGCUCACGCACGAGCUCAACAACUUCACGAUGCAGACGGCCGUGGACUACUACGACAAGCUCGCUGGCGCGUUCAAGCAUCUUGUUCCCAUCGCGGUCGGGUAUAACCAGACGGAUCCGUAUGUGGAGAGCAAUGUGACCCUGCCGACGUUUGAGCAAUGUAUGUUUUCUUCCGUCGUUGUUGCUAUCCUUCGCACGCUUACUAUACCGCGAAUCUGA
Coniophora puteana RWD-64-598 SS2 is the source of this 999-nucleotide messenger RNA. RefSeq names its product carbohydrate esterase family 4 protein. Gene Ontology annotation, biological process: carbohydrate metabolic process. The annotation marks the transcript as partial. The record is from RefSeq and is a predicted model, not a curated record. Gene Ontology annotation, molecular function: chitin deacetylase activity. The transcript has 8 exons. NCBI's taxonomy places the organism in Eukaryota, Fungi, Basidiomycota, Agaricomycetes, Boletales, Coniophoraceae. Gene Ontology annotation, cellular component: membrane.